Molecule: messenger RNA, 1065 nt
Organism: Pseudocercospora fijiensis CIRAD86
Lineage: Eukaryota; Fungi; Ascomycota; Dothideomycetes; Mycosphaerellales; Mycosphaerellaceae
Exons: 5
Coding region: 1-1065 (354 amino acids)
Molecular function (GO): protein binding
Source: RefSeq, a predicted model, not a curated record
AUGCCUCCCUCGCUCUGGAAGAAGCUCCGCGCAAAACUCGCCAUCAAGAGAACCACCGCAAUCACCACAACCUCACCACCCUCGCCUCCGCCGACGCCUCCCCCCUCCCCCGUCCACAAAGCCCUUCACGUCCCAACCAACGCCUCAAAAACCUUCGCGAUUCCCGAACUCCUCGAACAAAUCCUCCUCAACCUCCCCACCCACGACCUCCUCAAAUCUCUCCGCGUCAACAAAACCUUUUCCUCAACCAUCCUCGCCUCCCCACUCCUCCAAGCCUCACUCUUCCUCCUCCCCUCUCUCCCCUCAACCUCAAGCCCCUGGCCAGGCCACACAAAGCGCAACACGCUCCUCGAAGCCCGGACGAGCACCUGGACAUCACCGCGCACCGGGAAAAUUUACACUCUCGCCAUUCGCUAUCGGAGGGAUGUGCAGAGAUAUGUGUACAGCUAUAGCGUCACGAUCACGGGCUCGAUGGAGUACUGGAAUGAUUUCGACGCUCCUCGGAGAACGCCGCCGGCACUUGUACGCGCAUCUGAUGGAAAUGGGGAGACGGCUGCGGUGUUUGUUGUUGAGCUGCGGGAUGUUCCGGGGAAGAGGAAAUUUUAUGGACGGAAGGUGAGGGGGAAAGGUUCGUGGCCGAGUUUGCCGCCUGUGUAUGAGAAAAUGAGAUUUUUCUUUCCGGCGAGGGGGUUUGAGGUCUCGGGUGAGACGAGGAAGGGGGGGACGUUUCGUUUGGGGGUGGAUGGGUCGGAGAGUUUGGGAGAGGUUUUGGUUAGGAUUGAGGGGGAUGGGAUGGGGGUUGGGGGAUUUGGCGAGAGGGCGAUAAGUUUGAAUGGAAAAUGUAUGUCGAUAGGAAAUCUUGCUGAUUCUGCCCUUCUAAGCCUUGUGGAAGCAUAUGCUACCAAAUUGAAAACUGGACGAGUAAGUACAGAUUAUCAGGAUGGGAGCGUUGCGAAAUGGGAUUUUUCUCCGUUGUUUCUUCGCCAAUCUAUCGAGGCGCUCCGGAAUUCCGUCGUGGACGAUGGCAAUGGACUGGGUUUACUGCUAGGCCUCGAAAGAAAAUAA